Molecule: messenger RNA, 555 nt
Organism: Nicrophorus vespilloides
Lineage: Eukaryota; Metazoa; Arthropoda; Insecta; Coleoptera; Silphidae
Product: pre-mRNA 3' end processing protein WDR33-like
Exons: 1
Coding region: 1-555 (184 amino acids)
Source: RefSeq, a predicted model, not a curated record
AUGCUAGCCCUAAGCUCCCGAGACUUUGAUCGUCUGGGGGGCCCACAGCAUGGAGAACACGAAGGCGGACAACAGCCCCCACCACAACUUACCGGUGGCAUUGGCGAUGGACAACCCGGCGAGGGACACGGUAUUCCACAGCAUGGGGCAGGGCACGGAGGUGGCAAACAAAUCGGUGGACAGGAAACUCCACAUCCACCGCAAGGUCCACACGGUCCAACGGCACAGGGUAAUGGCAACGGUCCGCAGGGUCCAAGUCCGCAAGGGCUGCAUGGAGGUCCGCAAGGUCCACAUGGACCGCAAGGCCCACAUGGUCCGCAAGACGGUCCACAUGGUCCACAAGGUCCACAUGGUCCACAAGGUCCACAAGGUCCACAGGGUCCGCAUGACGGUCCACAUGGUCCGCAAGGCCCACAAGGUCCACAAGGUCCGCAUGGACCACAGGGUCCACACGGUCCGCAAGGUCCACACCCAUCCAUUUGGUCAACCAAAUUCUUCAAUUUGUGUAAGAGGGACUUCCUCCGAUCGCUUGAGCUACACAUAGUUGCACUAUAA